Molecule: messenger RNA, 945 nt
Organism: Saccharomycodes ludwigii
Lineage: Eukaryota; Fungi; Ascomycota; Saccharomycetes; Saccharomycodales; Saccharomycodaceae
Gene: JID1
Product: Jid1p
Exons: 1
Coding region: 1-945 (314 amino acids)
Source: RefSeq, a predicted model, not a curated record
AUGAGUCUUCAGAAGAAUAUACAUAUAUUCCCCAGAUUACCAUACUCGUUAUUACUGAACAAAUACUAUCACUCUUCUAAUGGUUUGUUUAAAGCCAUUUCAUUGGCCUCAAAAAGAAACUAUGCUAAUAUCUCUAACAAUAAUAAAAACAAUGUAUUCCAUGAAGAAGACUGGGCCAAUCAAACUAAUCCUAGUCCAUACACUAUUCUAAAUCUAUCGCAAGCUACUUUCGAUAAAAACCUUUUAAAACAACGAUAUUAUCAACUGUGCAAGAUUUACCAUCCAGAUAUAAACACCAAAAUUAUUGCUAAAGACAGCCAUAUUAAAAAAAAUGGCAAAGAUUACUAUUUAAAUGAAGAACAAAAAUUACUUAGGUUUAAAAUGAUCAACGAUGCAUAUGAGAUUUUAAAAACCCCUUCAAAAAAAGCUAACUAUGAUAAAUACGGUUUAGGUUGGAUUUAUGGUAACACUGACGUGUCCACCAUUAAUAAUGGUUUCCACACUAAUGGUUUCCAUGCUAAUGGUUUUGCUUCACAAAGAUUUCGCGAAGAAACUAUGAAAAAUUCUGCUUAUUGGAACGCAGGCACAUGGGAAGAGAUUCACAGAGCAAGGGCUGCCAAUGGCAACCCUGCUUUGGAUGGUGAAAAUUUUAACAUCUGGACAUUUUUAUGGAUUUCAGUGGGUCUUUUUAUUGCAGUGGAACUGGCUACUUUUUUAAAUAAAGUGGAGGAUACUUUGGUUGCUAAAAAAGAUAUGCAUGAUGCAAGUGAAUACGAUUUACUUUGUGCCUACACAAACUAUGGGUUAGCUACUGACAAAUGGAGUAGGUUAAGAAGAUUCCUAUGGUUCAGAGCCUUUGGGAUGUAUUCUUCCAAAGAAGAUUUAGACAGAGAGUCUAAAUUGAAUGAGUCUAUGAUUGAGAAUUUAAAACAAAAAUCAAAUUGA